This is a messenger RNA of Nerophis lumbriciformis (worm pipefish), 939 nucleotides long. NCBI's taxonomy places the organism in Eukaryota, Metazoa, Chordata, Actinopteri, Syngnathiformes, Syngnathidae. The record is from RefSeq and is a predicted model, not a curated record.
AUGACUGAAGAGGCGUUUCAAGUGAUAGUGGUUGGUUCUUGCAUGACUGACUUGGUCAGCCAGUCACCAAGGCUACCUAAAGAAGGGGAAACCAUCCAUGGUCAUAACUUUUUCAUUGGCUUCGGAGGAAAAGGGGCCAACCAAUGCAUACAAGCUGCAAGACUGGGAGCUAAAACUGCAAUGGUCGCCAAGGUUGGUAAAGACUCCUUUGGAGACAGUUAUAUUCAGAAUUUCAAGGACAAUGGCGUUCACACAGGCUUUGUUGGACAGACCUCAUGUGCAGCUACAGGUGUUGCCUCGAUCGUUGUCACCGAUGAAGGUCAGAAUGCCAUUGUGAUUGUGGCUGGUGCCAAUAUGCUGCUGACCAAGAACGAGCUUCGGGAUGCUCUUCCAGCUAUCCGUUCUGCAAAAGUACUGGUUUGCCAGCUUGAGAUUGCACCAGAAAUGUCUUUGCAGGCAUUGCACAUGGCUAAAGAGAAUAAAGUGACUACAAUAUUCAACCCGGCGCCGGCUAUCCCCAAUUUAGAUCCUGAUUUCUAUCGACUUUCUGAUGUGUUUUGCUGCAAUGAGUCUGAGGCUGAGCUGCUGACAGGUUCAUCAGUAAAUAACGUGGAGGAGGCGAAUCACGCCGGCCGGGAGCUGCUAAAGCGAGGAUGCAGGACAGUCAUUAUCACCUUGGGAGCCCAAGGAUGUGUGGUGCUCAAAGCACAAGAGUCUACCUCGAAACAUGUUCCAGCAACGCCAGUCACUGCAGUAGACACCACAGGUGCUGGAGAUAGUUUCAUUGGAGCACUAGCAUUUUACAUGGCUCAUUAUCCCAAAAUGGAACUGCAGGAAGUGGCCCGAAGAGCAGGUCAUGUGGCUGCCUUGAGUGUGCAGGCCAUGGGCACACAGUCGUCGUAUCCACAUAAACGGGAUUUAGCAGCUGAGCUCUUUUGA